CUCUCUCUCUCUCUCUCUCUCUCUUCUCACUGUCACAGACUCGCCUUUCUCUCUCUCUCUCCUGUCUUGGGCAUCACACAAAUCUCAGACACUUGGGAGAGUCGGACAGAGUGGGUGCGGUGUCGUUUUGGCUUCUUGUGCCACAUCUCUCCGUUCCAGCUCAAUCUGCAUUGCAUUCGUCUCAGAUCGAUCGAAAACCAGAGCUGCUGCUUCAUCUUUUAGCAUUCAUCGGUUUCCCUUUUCUUUCAUUUCCGGCUGCUGGAUGUCAACGUCAACUAGAAGGAAGCAUUGUAAACCUUGGCUUGCCAGAUGAAUUAUUGUUUCUGUAUUAUGCUUGACCAGUGCCACUAUGGGAAUCUUUUUGGUGAAAUGGAGAGGGCUAUGGCUUCUUUACAUUCUACUGCUUUAUGUAACAAUGACCGAAAUCAGAGCUAUUAGUCCUGAUGGUGAGGCACUUCUAAGCUUCAGGACAGCAGUUGUUAGUUCAGAUGGUAUCCUUCUUCGAUGGAGACCAGAAGAUCCUGAUCCAUGUAAUUGGAAAGGAGUGAAAUGUGAUAACAAAACAAAGAGAGUAAUCUACUUGAGUCUUGCUGGUCACAAAUUGAGUGGAUUUAUACCUCCAGACCUUGGGAAGCUAGAUCAGCUUACGAUUUUAGCUCUUCAUAGCAACAACUUUUAUGGGACUAUUCCUUCAGACCUGGGGAAUUGCACACAGUUGGAGAGAAUAUACUUGCAGGGUAAUUACUUGAGUGGAUUAAUUCCAAGUGAAUUGGGAAAGCUUUCAGACCUCCAAUUCUUAGAUAUUUCAAGUAACUCUCUCAGUGGAAAUAUUCCUGUGUCACUAGGAAAGUUGGAUAAGCUUGUUGCGCUCAAUGUGUCAAACAAUUUUCUGGUUGGACCAAUACCAUCUGAUGGAGUGCUUACCAACUUACCCGAAAGCUCCUUUGAUGGAAAUCGUGGUUUGUGUGGGAAACAAAUCAAUCUGGUAUGCAAAGAUGUCCCUGGGGAAUCACCAAAUUCCCAAUCUCCAAGCUCAGAGCUAAAUCAAGGUGGAAAGAAGAAAUACUCUGGUAGGCUACUUAUUAGUGCAUCAGCAACUGUGGGUGCACUUCUUUUGGUGGCUCUCAUGUGUUUCUGGGGUUGCUUUCUUUAUAAAAAGUUUGGUAAACAUGACAGUAAAGGUCUUGCAAUGGAUGUUAGGGAAGGCGCAUCAAUUGUAAUGUUUCAUGGGGAUUUGCCGUACUCUUCUAAAGACAUAAUUAAGAAAUUAGAGACUUUGAAUGAGGAACAUAUUAUUGGUGUUGGUGGCUUUGGAACAGUGUACAAGCUUGCAAUGGAUGACGACAAAGUAUUUGCAUUAAAAAGAAUUGUAAAGAUGAAUGAGGGGUUUGAUCGUUUUUUCGAGAGGGAGCUAGAAAUUCUUGGAAGUAUAAAACACCGGUACCUGGUGAAUUUGAGGGGCUAUUGCAAUUCUCCAACAUCAAAGUUGUUAAUCUAUGAUUUCCUAUCUGGUGGAAGCCUUGAUGAAGCUCUUCAUGAAAGAUCUGAGCAGCUUGAUUGGGAUGCACGAUUGAAUAUUAUUAUGGGAGCAGCAAAAGGCCUGGCCUACUUGCAUCAUGAUUGCUCACCUAGGAUCAUACAUCGAGACAUAAAGUCAAGCAACAUUUUACUUGAUGGAAAUCUUGAGGCACGAGUAUCUGACUUUGGACUAGCCAAACUGUUGGAGGACGAAGAAUCUCACAUUACGACAAUUGUUGCAGGAACAUUUGGUUAUCUGGCUCCAGAGUAUAUGCAAAGUGGUAGAGCAACUGAAAAGACUGAUGUUUAUAGUUUCGGGGUCCUGGUGCUUGAAGUAUUAAGUGGAAAACGACCCACAGAUGCGUCAUUCAUUGAGAAGGGCUUCAACAUUGUUGGCUGGUUAAAUUUUCUGGUCACAGAAAAUAGGCAAAGAGAAAUUGUUGAUCCACAGUGUGAGGGGGUGCAAGCUGAAAGCCUUGAUGCCCUGCUCUCUGUCGCCAUUCAAUGCGUUUCUUCAACUUCAGAAGAUCGACCCUCUAUGCACAGGGUCGUCCAGCUGCUUGAAUCCGAAGUCAUGACACCGUGCCCUAGUGAUUUCUACGAUUCCAGCUGACUAAAAAGGCUUUGUGCAGAUGGCAAGUCAGAAUUUGCGUUUACAUCACUGUUGUAUCAGAUAUGCAGUGCAAGCGGCGGAAGGGACGAAGUCUCUGUGAAGGUAUAUCAGCCAUUUCAUUCAUUCUUUCUUUCUGCAGAUAAAUGGCAUUUAGAAGAUGGCAUGCACGUCUGUAGUCAACAUUGCCUCUGUUCAAACAUCAUUUUGCGCAGUUGCGUUCAAACUUUUGUAAUUCCUCCUGGCUUCUGUUCCCCAAAGUUAAGUGUAUAUGAUAUUAUACAAUAGGUCCCUCUGCAAAUGAUUCUUGUUUAUGCCAUUUUUGUAAAAUAUGAUUACGUGGCAAUAAGUCGGAUGUAGUAGCGCCCGUGCCCACUGUUUUCGCUGUUGUUUGUAAUAUUAUGUUUCCCACUUCAUCAUUUUAAUUCUUAAUCUUCCUUAAUCUUGA
Messenger RNA from Pyrus x bretschneideri (Chinese white pear), 2576 nucleotides. RefSeq names its product LRR receptor-like serine/threonine-protein kinase FEI 2. Bases 350 to 2131 code for a protein of 593 amino acids. Gene Ontology annotation, molecular function: protein binding; protein kinase activity; ATP binding. The record is from RefSeq and is a predicted model, not a curated record. NCBI's taxonomy places the organism in Eukaryota, Viridiplantae, Streptophyta, Magnoliopsida, Rosales, Rosaceae. Gene Ontology annotation, biological process: protein phosphorylation. The transcript is spliced from 14 exons.